Aspergillus campestris IBT 28561 is the source of this 1506-nucleotide messenger RNA. Its product is annotated as arylsulfotransferase family protein. NCBI's taxonomy places the organism in Eukaryota, Fungi, Ascomycota, Eurotiomycetes, Eurotiales, Aspergillaceae. The record is from RefSeq and is a predicted model, not a curated record. Bases 1 to 1506 code for a protein of 501 amino acids. The transcript is spliced from 2 exons.
AUGGUUCGUUUCUCCGCCGCCAGUGCCCUGCUGCUGGCCGCCGGCGCGGCCGCCGACACCUGGCCGUUCGCGACGUACGAUACCGGUCCCUGGACCCCUCCUCAAAUGAAGGUUCACAAGAGUGGAACGACAGAACCGGGAUAUAUCUUCGUCGGGCCCCGGGGGAAUCAGCCUAACGGAACCGCCGCCCUGAUCUACGACGAAGAGGGCCACCUGGUCUACCAAGGGCCUACCCAGGUCACGGCCAACGUCAAGGUGCAAAAGGUGUUCAACGAAGAUACCCUCACUUUCUGGGCCGGUGACAUGACGAGUUGGGGAUACGGGUUUGGGACGGUGCAUAUCCUGGACGACACGUACCGCGAGAUGUACACCGUGAAACUCCCGGACGACCCGGCGACGGGCCGUUUCUUUGCGACCCCAGACGGCAACAGCCGUCCCUCGUACAUCGACCUGCACGAGAGUCAUAUCACCGACCGCAACACCCUGCUAGUAACCGCCUACAACACCACCCAAUACGACCUGACUCCCGUGCGUGGCGCGCCGGAUGGCUGGAUGCUGGACGCCCUGUUCUACGAGAUCGACAUCGCUACCAAUGAGAUCGUGUUUGCGUGGAGCGCCUUGGAGCACAUCGCCGAACUGCCAUUGGAGGAGUCCUUCCAGGCGAUCGCGCCCGGAUUCGGCACGCGCAACCAGCCGUGGGAUGCCUACCACAUCAACUCCGUCGAGUUGAUGAGCGACGGCUAUAUUCUCUCUCUGCGUCAUUACUGGUCGGGACUGUACGUCUUCAACAAUGGCACCAUCGCCUGGCGGUUGAGUGGUGCUCACGAUGACGGCGACUUCGAGAUCGACGACGCCGGGUUGUACCAGUGGCAGCACGACAUUCGCAUCUUCGACGAGACGGACGAAGGAUUCAUCAUGACUCUGUUCAACAACGUCGACACCCCCUCCGACCCCAAGACGGGCCCCACGACGGGAUUGAAAUUCCAGGUGGAUCUGCUGAACCGCAAGGUCACCACCCUGCAGGUCAUCACCAACACCCACGACGAAGUGUUCAGUGUCAGCCAAGGCAGCUUACAGACGCUCAACCGGGAAACCGGCCACAUUUUCAUGGGAUAUGGCUCGGUUGCGACAGUCAAGGAGUUCGACGGCGAUGGAGACGAAGUCUUCACGGCGUCGUUCGGGGAUCCCGGCCUGGUGGCCUCAUACCGGGGCUACAAGUGCCAGUGGAAGGCCACGCCCUUCUGGCCACCCGCCAUGGCGGUGGUGCCGACAGGGCCGGGCGUAGCGGAGAUUUACAUGAGCUGGAACGGCGCGACCGAGUACGACAACUGGGCGAUCUACGCAGUGGACGGGCCGGAGGCGACGACCAGCCGCUUUGUCAAGUCGGUCAAGCGGGCUGGAUAUGAGACUCGUGCGGACGUGGGCAGCCUCAGGACGCGCUUCAUGCAGGUCGUUGCCCGCAAGGGCGAUAUUCCGUUAGGGACAUCGCCGAUUGUGGAAUUUUAA